GCCGAAUGUAGGCUAUAUCAAAGGUCUUCCAGAGGGUACAGAUGGACUCCAAUUGAGCUAGGCUAUGGACUGCUGAUGCUCUUUGAUCAACAGAUGUCACUGCGGCCCAUCAAGUUCGAUUGCAAGGUAUCAAGUCUCUUUGCAAGAGGAAAGUGGGCUUCUACUGAUUCAAGCUAUGCUCUAUUGUCGCACUCUGAUAAACAGAUGCCACUGCGGUUCAUCGAGCUGAUUGCAGACCAUAGAGGCUCAUUGCAAUAAAUGCAGUUUGCACGUUGACGGAGCUGGCAUAUGAAUUACUGAUGCCUGAUUGAACCGUGUCAAAGGGAAAAACCGCAGUCCAUGACGCUCAUAGAGAUGUCAAUUCGCAUCAGCAGAGAGAUUCAAAAGUAAUGUGAAUAGAAUCUGACGCCCCCCCCCCCCCCCAUUUGGGGGGGCCAUCCCAGCUAGU
This is a messenger RNA of Protomyces lactucae-debilis, 448 nucleotides long. RefSeq lists its product as uncharacterized. Bases 76 to 258 code for a protein of 60 amino acids. The transcript has a single exon. NCBI's taxonomy places the organism in Eukaryota, Fungi, Ascomycota, Taphrinomycetes, Taphrinales, Protomycetaceae. The record is from RefSeq and is a predicted model, not a curated record.